AUGCACGCAAAAAUAUUCCUCACUAUUCUCUUCGCGUCUGCUGUCUCCGUAUAUGCCUCUCCUCAACUUGAGGAACGUCAAAUCCUCAGCGGUGUCGUUUCCGCUAUCACAAGCGCAGGAGGCGCCGUAGCCAGUGGGGUGACUUCCGUUGCUGGUCAAGUCACAAGUGUGGCUGGUAGCAUAGGCGGGGACAUCACCAGUGAAGCUGGACAGGUCUUUCAAACCGUUACUUCUAUCGGCGGCAAGGCAGUCACCAUCGUCACUAGCGUUGGCGGUGACGCGAUCACCCUUGCUACCUCGGGGGCUGGUGUCGCUACGUCCAAAUUUGGUUCGGUAUACACUGUUGCCACAGCCGCAGCUGCUUCUGAAGCAAGCGCGGCAACGGGCAAGUCAAGUGCUGCACUCCCUAUCCAUGGCCUCCAAUCCAGCCUAAUCGUCGGUCUUGUUACCGUCGUUGGCAGUGCUUUGCUCGGCGCAGCAAUCACACUGUAA
Molecule: messenger RNA, 492 nt
Organism: Laccaria bicolor S238N-H82
Lineage: Eukaryota; Fungi; Basidiomycota; Agaricomycetes; Agaricales; Hydnangiaceae
Product: helix-turn-helix transcription factor, AraC type
Exons: 4
Coding region: 1-492 (163 amino acids)
Source: RefSeq, a predicted model, not a curated record